AUGGCGCAUGGCGUGUACGAAAUUAUGGAAACUUCACCUGGGAGAGGGGCGGAAGUCGACCAUAAUGCCCAAAGCCAAGCCCAGCGUGUUACUUGCAGAUUCCCGGAGGAACUGCGAACCCAGCAACUCCUCCAGCUCAAGAUCGCAGGAAGUUUUAAGACACUGAGUUCGAACAGGACGAAACAUCCUCCUAACCGCUUUCUGAGAGAAGAGUUCAAGGGGGGGGUCAAGCGUUUUUCAUUCACUAAUCGCCAGGGGCUCCGACAACCAGCCAUAAUCCAGAUUGAAACUCGCCCUUUCGCAACCACCGAAGCUUCGGAGGAUAGGCUGGAUUAUAGGACUCAACAUUAUUGCGUUGAGUUAUCGAAUUCCUCGUUAAAGAAGAGUCGAGAUCUCAGCCACAGCAUAGCCUUUGAGCCUGACACGGGGAAGCCUCAACAACAGGACGCAGUGGUUACGCCAAAUUCGAGGCUGACGACCUUAGGUUCACUGUCUGGCUUGCCCAGCCCUGGCAAGGGGGAGCAGAUAAGGAUCAUACACGGCCAAACCCUGCGAGAUCGUCACCGAGGAGAGUGA
Coccidioides immitis RS is the source of this 576-nucleotide messenger RNA. RefSeq lists its product as uncharacterized. The transcript has 2 exons. Lineage: Eukaryota; Fungi; Ascomycota; Eurotiomycetes; Onygenales; Onygenaceae. The coding region runs from base 1 to 576 and encodes 191 amino acids. The record is from RefSeq and is a predicted model, not a curated record.